Molecule: messenger RNA, 1332 nt
Organism: Nicotiana tabacum (common tobacco)
Lineage: Eukaryota; Viridiplantae; Streptophyta; Magnoliopsida; Solanales; Solanaceae
Source: RefSeq, a predicted model, not a curated record
CUUUCCCCUUCUCCAAGCCACUACUAGUAGAAUAGAAUAAUCCCUUUUUCUUUCUCUAAAACCCUAAACCCUAGCAACAAACAGCCUCCAUUUACAGUAGCUGCAAUCAAGCAAGCUCAAUUUGUCUCCUUACUGUAUUCUCCUAUGGCGACCGCCGUAUUGCUCAGAUCUCUUCGUCGCCGUGAAAUUGCUACCUCUUCUCGUUCUGCUUAUAAAACUCUUGCUUCAAACAUUAAGCCGUCAUGGUGUCCAACACUUGGUGGUGCUAAAUUGGCUGGUCUAGCCAGACCGUUUUGCUCUAGACCUGCUGGAAAUGAGAUUAUUGGGAUUGACUUGGGUACCACAAACUCCUGUGUUGCAGUGAUGGAGGGCAAGAACCCAAAAGUGAUUGAAAAUGCCGAAGGGUCUAGGACCACUCCGUCAGUGGUUGCAUUUAACCAAAAGGCGGAAUUGCUUGUUGGUACUCCGGCCAAACGUCAGGCAGUCACCAAUCCUACAAAUACCGUAUUUGGGACCAAGCGUCUAAUUGGUAGGCGGUUUGAUGAUCCCCAGACACAGAAGGAAAUGAAGAUGGUUCCUUACAAAAUUGUGAGGGCUUCCAAUGGAGAUGCUUGGGUUGAAUCCAAUGGACAGCAGUAUUCCCCAAGUCAGGUUGGAGCAUUUGUUUUAACAAAGAUGAAGGAAACUGCAGAAGCCUAUCUAGGGAAGUCUAUAAAUAAAGCCGUGAUCACUGUUCCAGCUUAUUUCAAUGAUGCUCAAAGGCAGGCAACCAAGGAUGCGGGGCGAAUUGCAGGCCUUGAUGUGCAAAGGAUUAUUAAUGAGCCUACUGCAGCGGCACUUUCUUAUGGUAUGAACAACAAAGAAGGUCUUGUUGCAGUCUUUGAUCUUGGUGGUGGCACCUUUGAUGUUUCUAUUUUGGAAAUAUCAAAUGGCGUUUUCGAGGUCAAAGCAACAAAUGGGGACACCUUUUUGGGAGGAGAGGACUUUGACAAUACAUUGUUGGAAUUUUUGGUGAACGAGUAUAAAAGGACAGACGGAAUUGACCUGUCAAAAGACAGGCUUGCCCUGCAAAGACUUCGAGAGGCAGCUGAGAAAGCUAAGAUAGAGCUAUCAUCAACCUCGCAAACUGAAAUUAAUUUACCUUUCAUCACAGCUGAUGCAUCAGGAGCUAAACAUCUUAAUAUAACUCUAACUAGAUCAAAAUUUGAGAAUUUGGUGAACAGUUUGAUUGAGAGGACAAGGGAUCCUUGCAAGAAUUGUUUGAAGGAUGCUGCAAUAUCGACAAAAGAUGUGGAUGAGGUCCUCCUUGUUGGUGGUAUGACUCGUGUCCCU